This is a messenger RNA of Peronospora farinosa, 906 nucleotides long. The record is from the annotation of a GenBank genome assembly. NCBI's taxonomy places the organism in Eukaryota, Oomycota, Peronosporomycetes, Peronosporales, Peronosporaceae.
AUGACGGAGCUUCGAAUACCGUAUCGAACGUCGUUAAAUGGCAAAGUGUGUGCUUUUAUGACGCAGCAACUUGUGAAAUACUUGCUGUAUAUACGUGGUCAAGUUCCAUGCCUUUACGACGAACUUUUGCAGUUUGUCAAAAAUGUCGAGCGUCAAAAACAACAACAAGUAUAUCAGCCAAUCAAAAGAAGACUUUCAAUGACUCGAGGUAUCAAGAAGGCAUUCCAGUUUGUCGAAGCGUGUGAGAAAUUAUUCCGAAAUCAAUUGAACGUUAUGUUCUCAUUGCAAGUAAAAAGAGGUGAAGUGGCAUUCAUUUUUGGGUCGUCGAUGAUGCGUCCACGCGAAGCUUUUCUUGUUGAUUUUGACAAUGUAGAUGAUUCUAAAGUGAUGAUGUCCUCUGCUACUACUUUACAUCAAUUGGAUGAGAAAGAAACGUCAUUCAAAGACUCAGAGACGUUGACGUCAACAGCAUUACCCAUGAGUAGAGAAAAAUUGAUGCAUUUGUGCUCACAAAAGCUUGUGCGUGCAUUAUUCACACGUUCUAUCGAGCACUUUACUGCGUUACCAGCAACAAAGUUGCACAUUGCAGUGCUAGCGGAGCGCCAGCCUGUGCGUAUUCCUGGAUUUCUUCCGAAGCAGCAGUUCAGGCUUCGGCUUCCAAAAAGUAAAAGUCGGACGCACUACUUGACAAUAUGCAGAAGUGAUGACAGUAGGAAGCAGUCACAAGAAGAUGACUUGCACUAUCCGGUUGCACAGCAAACUACAAGUGACGAUACGAGCACAGUGAGAAGCGAUACUGGGGAACACUCUUCAAACGUCCAAACCGAGACAGACAACGUGUGGUAUGUGCUGGAAAAGCCUAUUGCAGGCUUUUCGGAGGCUAUAAACACCCUUGGUGGCCAGUGA